UCUUAUAAGUGGGGAGCAGCACUUGCUGGUAAACGGCGUCCAGCGUCCCAGAGGUAGAGCACUUCAACAUGCCAUCAGCCCCCUGCUGGGGGACUCCAUUGGCACAGAGGCGAGGUCGUCUGACUCAGGGCUAAGCACAUUCGACUCCGGCUGCCGACAUUUUUAAUACCCACAGGACCCACCCACUCACUCACUCUUGCACGCCGACUCUGGCUGUGGACUGGGUCGCCCAGAAGACCACGCCUUCCGACCUUCUGUACCACCCUACUCGUGCUCGUGUGUUUUCAUAACUGUGUGUGCUGCAAGCCUGCAACAAUCAUGGCUUCUCGUUCUCGGGUCUCCUCCAUCGCCGCAAUUGUCAAGUCGAGAAGAAGAUUACCGUCGUCGUCGCGUGCUUUGGUUGUCGUCUUCAUCCUUUGCGUUGCGGUUUCUCUUCGACCCAUCGAAGCCAAGGACCGUGCGUAUGGCAGUAUAGCUAUAGCGGAUGUGGACGUCGAUGACCCCAGCGAAACGAAGGUCCUGGAGCCUAGCCAUAGCCGUGCAGCUAUCGGAGACCGCGAGAGUGACGAGCAUCUGCAGCCCGACGACCAGGAAACGAAGGAGCGUGGCUAUGGCGGCACAGCCAUGGGAGAGGUCGAGGAUGAGUUGCCGCCGGCGGACCAUCUUGAGCCCCAGCAAACGAUGGAGCGUGGCGAUGGCGGCGGCAGUAAGCUUCGUCUGGCCCAAGUCGGCGAGCUCGACGACCAUCGUGAGCCGGAUGAAGAGGAAGGGUCUGAGAGACAGAGCGACUCCUUGUUGAAGUUUUUGGAGCUCGGCAAGACCGGCCGAGAGCUGCGAGAGUGUAAUCCAGCCACCUGCAGAGGAGCGAGACGCUGUUGCAACGGGACGUGUACGUUUGUCCAGUUCAAUGCGAAGAACUGUGGAGCGUGUGGCGUGGUGUGCGGCAACGAGAAGGACUGCUGCAAGGACGUGUGCAUUGACCUGGACACCGACUUUUCGAACUGUGGUCGCUGCGGGGCUGCAUGCAGUCGUGGAAGCACGUGCUGUGGAGGCCAGUGCGUCUCGUUGGCCAGUAGUCCGACGAACUGCGGCAGGUGUGGGCUGAGAUGUGUGCGAGGGAGCUCGUGCUGCGGGGGGAAAUGUGUGAACGUGCGCGUGCAUAGAAGCCACUGCGGGAGGUGCGGCCGAGCUUGUCCGGCUGGCAAUGGCUGCUGCAAUGGCCAAUGUGUCCCGCUGAGUACCAGCAAUAACUGCGGGUCCUGUGGCAAAGUGUGUAGCAUCCAAGAGAACUGUUGUAGCGGCAAGUGUGUGAACACCAAACGGGACAAGAACCACUGUGGGAAGUGUGGCAACGUGUGUGAGAACAACUUGGCCUGCUGCAACGGCCGGUGCACUGACCUGGAGUAUAACGACGACAGCUGCGGAGCUUGCGGCCGGCGUUGCAGGCUCGAUUCCGCCUGCUGCGGAGGCAGUUGUCAUGACCUCAGCAAUGACGACGAGCACUGCGGAACAUGCGACAAUCCCUGCGCCUUGCCAUUCAUCUGCGCCUAUGGAAACUGCUUACACUACUAAGCUACUACUCUCUCUCUCUCUCUCUCUCUCUCUCUCUCUAGGCACUUGUCAGGACCUCAGCAAGGACGACGAGCUCUGGGGAGCAUGCGACAAUCCCUGCUCGUUCCACUCAUCAGCGCCUACGGAAACCGCUCGCGCACUUCUCUCUCUCUCUCUCUCUCUCUCUCUCUCUCUCUCUCUCUCUCUCUCUCUCUCUCUCUCUCUCUCUCUCUCUCUCUCUCUCUGUGUGUGUCUCCAUGUAUAUGUACUUGAGUGCUUAUUCCCAGACACCUAUUGGCACACUCUAGAGACUAGAGAUAAAGCAUUCAGGGAUGAAAAAGCGGGACGUACUUUCCUGAUGUCGAGUAUGGCACUGAGACUGUGAGACAGACUUAGGGGGGACGAAGAACGGAGGGAGAAUCAGAACGAAGGAAGGAUGUGACAAGCAGUUCAGACAACUACCGGUAGCUCUAGGUCGGAUGCAUGCAGGUCUCUUAUCCCACGUGGAUGAACAUGUCGAGAGAAAGUCCGUACUGAUGAUGACGACGACGUAGUCUUAUUAUAGACCAUUUUCGAAAAUUUAAUGCCUUAUACCGUUAUACGGCACAGGUGACAGGUGUGACAGAAGAAGUGGGUAUGCAUUGGGGAAUAUCCAUCACGGAUGAUUUCUCCUCUCUGUACCGUCAAACUGACCAGUGACAGCAAUCUCAGUUUGCCCUGUCCGUGCGGGUGAAGACAUGCUGCAGAACGGGAAGUUCAGAAACAGGACUUCCGCUAUUCCGGUGAGUCUGGUAAGUCGUGUCCGUACAGGUGAUCAGGUACGGACCGUACGGUUAGAGGCUGAGUUACUGAGUACACUAAGUACAGUACAUAAUAUUCCGGUGAGGCUGGUNCUAAGUACAGUACAUAAUAUUCCGGUGAGGCUGGUAAGCCGUGUCCGUACAGGUGAUCAGGUACGGACCGUACGGUUAGAGGCUGAGUUACUGAGCACACUAAGUACAGUACAUGAUGUUCCGGUGAGGCUGGUAAGCCGAGUCCGUACAGGUGAUCAGGUACGGACCGUACCGUUAGAGGCUGAGUUACUGAGUACACUCAGUACAGUACAUAAUAAUGUCAUGAUUGUGGUGUCUAGAAUGUCCGAUGUACAUUAUCAGAGAAAGGUACUCGUUAAGUUUAUGGGCACGUCGUUUGAGGGGCCAUGUGGUCCGUAGCGAAAUCAGGUAGCUACCGCCUAGACGAGAGUCUUCUGUAAGUUCUGUUCUCUCAACUUAUAUCGAGUCAAAUAUGCCGUUGACUAGUCGUAGUAUUGGAUUGGGACGCCGUGGCAUGCGGGGGGCUGUGCCCUGAUGGGCGGAUGGGACGGAGGCGAAGGACAUGAUGAUGAUGAUGAUGAUGAUGGCCGUGGUCGAUCACGUAGAGGACGGUAGAGCGGCUUUCCUUUAGAAAACUUUAAGAAGAGAAAAAAAAAAAGCAGGGAAACGUGUGAGCAAGCCCUUGUUAGGAUUCUUAGGAAUGACGAGGAAUCCUACGCUUUGCGGCUUUGACUAGCGUACUCCACCUGCCCCGUAGGGGACAUCGCACUCCGACAGCUGAUUUGUGAAUGCUUGUCCUGUCGUAACACUGUCGUUAGCUGCGGGCCUGUGUCUAUAAUACUACCGUCUUCACCCGAAUAGAACGCCCGGUAAUUAUGGCCGUAUCUGGACUGAAAAGUGCAUCAAAUACGGCUAUAUUGACCGGGCGUUCUAUUCCGUUGAAGACGGUAGUAAGACGUGAACUUCGACGUAAUAGGCCCCUGACUCAGUUGACUGUGCUCACAUGCAUGAUGAUCAUCCAGGAAAUCCUAGUGUGUGUCCGGCUGCUGCGGCUGUAAUUACGACCUCAGCCUGAGGAAUUGUAAAAUGCCAACGCAAGUCUUAGAGCAAACGUAG
Messenger RNA from Chara braunii, 3479 nucleotides. The record is from the annotation of a GenBank genome assembly. NCBI's taxonomy places the organism in Eukaryota, Viridiplantae, Streptophyta, Charophyceae, Charales, Characeae.